Molecule: messenger RNA, 417 nt
Organism: Ogataea philodendri
Lineage: Eukaryota; Fungi; Ascomycota; Pichiomycetes; Pichiales; Pichiaceae
Exons: 2
Coding region: 1-417 (138 amino acids)
Source: RefSeq, a predicted model, not a curated record
AUGUCAAGCGGACUUUCUCAGCUGGCUGGCGGGUCUGCGUCGCCAGAUAACACGCCGAUAGUGAAGCACGAAACAGACGAAAAAGCCGUGUUUCUGUCGAAAGAACACUCUGUUUCGCUGCAGAAGGAGAUCGACCAGUACGAACAGCUCAACGAAGAGGCGCGUGUGCUGGAAGACUUACAAAAAAUGGACCUGCUGCCGUUAUUAUUGGACGUGGUGGAAAGUUUGAAAGCCGGCAAGAUAUCGCCGAAGGAUUUCGACAAUGCGGUAAUCGCUAUUGAACCAGAUAGACGGGCUGGACGAAUCGACGGAAAGCCAGAUCGCCAAGAUGGAGCAGCUCAAGGUGCGGAUCGCCGCGAAGAAGAAGCUGCUGGAACAGAUCAGCAGCGACAUCCAGACCAAGUUCCCUGUCUCUGA